AUGCCUUCGUCACCUGCACGGCGGCGAGAAGCACGGAGACUUCGCCGAAUUACGCCCCCUCGACCUUUGAACGCAUUUUUUUUAUUUCGCCGGGAUGUUCAAAGAAGUUUGAGCGCUAGUCAACCUGCAAUUACGCAACAACUAAUUUCCCAAUACGCUUCUCAGAAGUGGCGAAUGCUUCCAGAUAAUGAACGGAAGAGAUAUCAUCGUACUGCAGAAGUGGCCGCAGAACUUCACAAGCAAAUGUACCCAGAUUAUAUUUAUAGUCCGAAGCGGCAGAAUAAUGGUGGUGGGUUUAGGGUGAGAUUUGAUAAUGGCAUUUUUUCAUGGAAUAGUAGUGUUAAGGAUAAAGGGAGAGACAAUAAAAACGCAAUUGUAAGUCAUUUUUUUGCGUCGGAACCAAACAGUUUUGAUUCCACAAAAUUUAUUGGCAACUUUAUUCAGAUAGACUCUACUGACGAAAAAAUAAGCCCCACAAUGAUUUCUCAGUCGAACAAUAUCAUUUCUCCACCAACUAUUCAUUAUCCGAGUGCCAAUAGUCUAGUCACACUCCCCUCCAUUAAUACGAUCGGAAAUCAGCAACCAUUUUCACAAUUAUUAACACCGCUAGAACCUACUAUCACGUUCACAUUUACCUGUAAAAUUGCGGCAUCUUUGUAA
Molecule: messenger RNA, 660 nt
Organism: Paraglomus brasilianum
Lineage: Eukaryota; Fungi; Glomeromycota; Glomeromycetes; Paraglomerales; Paraglomeraceae
Source: the annotation of a GenBank genome assembly